Molecule: messenger RNA, 4613 nt
Organism: Spodoptera frugiperda (fall armyworm)
Lineage: Eukaryota; Metazoa; Arthropoda; Insecta; Lepidoptera; Noctuidae
Gene: PIG-B
Product: GPI mannosyltransferase 3
Exons: 10
Coding region: 181-1698 (505 amino acids)
Biological process (GO): GPI anchor biosynthetic process
Cellular component (GO): endoplasmic reticulum membrane
Molecular function (GO): alpha-1,2-mannosyltransferase activity
Source: RefSeq, a predicted model, not a curated record
ACUACCCAAAUACUGACAAAACCAAGAAGAAAUGUUAGAAGUUAGACAAGAAUCUAUUUAUUUUAAAAUAGAAAAUAUAAUGCUAAACAAUAUUUUAUUUUAGUUUAGUAAUUAGUUUACAAUUAAUUACACAACACAGCACUACUUCGCGGUGGCGGCGGGUUUUGUUGAGGCGGGAGAAUGGUGUUGGCAAAGGGCCUGAGGCCACUACAGGUGGUCUCUGUGAUAUUAUUUGUGAGACUUCUGUCUGUAUUCCUGGUUCAAACGUGGUAUGUGCCUGAUGAGUACUGGCAAACUUUGGAAGUGGCACAUAAACAAGUCUUCGGCUAUGGAGCCUUGACUUGGGAAUGGCAGCAAGGCAUCAGGAGCUAUCUAUACCCAAGUGUAGUAGCUGGGCUUUACACCCUUCUGAAGUAUACUGGACUGGACUAUCCUGAGGCUCUGAUUCUCCUGCCUCGCAUCCUGCAAGCCGUUAUCAGUACUGCAGCUGAUUACAGUUUCUACAAAUGGACUGGCAAUCGAAAAUGGGCCUUAUUCCUGAUACUGACAUCAUGGUUCUGGUUCUACACCUCCGGUAGAACUUUACUGCAGACUUUAGAGACUUCUCUCGUCGCCAUCGCUUUGUCAGAGUUCCCAUUCAAGGGUGGAAAAUUGGGACACUAUGAACAAGAGAGUCCAAAGUGGAUAUGGCUGGCAGUACUGUGUGUAUUCUUGCGUCCGACGUCAGCACCACUGUGGGCGGUACUCGGCGCUUACAACUUGCUAACCACCAACCAGAGCCGACUGAAGCUUAUUGUUCGCACCUAUGUGCCUAUUGCUUUGGUCUGCGGUGGGGCCCUCGUAGCCUUGGACUCGUACUAUUACGGCCGCCUUAUCGUCACUCCCUGGGAGUUCUUCAGGUUCAAUGUGCUACACGACAUCGCAUCUUUCUAUGGACAACAUCCAUGGCACUGGUACUUGACGCAAGGUAUUCCAGCGGUUUUGGGUGUCAACGUAAUUCCUGUACUGUGGGCCACUGUGCAAAUACUGAGACGACCAAAGGAGAACAAAAUCGGAAGCCUGCUUCUAACCGCCGUCGCUUUAUAUGUGGCUGUGUACAGCUUCAUUCCACACAAAGAGUUCAGAUUUGUGUUGCCGCUGCUACCGAUAUUCCUGUAUUUGGCUCAAGACGUGAUUGUACCCUGGAGCAGGAAGGCUAAGAAAUUGCACCUGUACUUGUUGGCCGGAUCGAUCUUGCUGGGUAACGCGGUGCCGGCGCUGUACUUCGGCGUGGUGCACCAGGCGGGCCCGCUGCAGGCCAUGCCCCUGCUGCGCCAGGCCGCCACCAACAGGACCUCCAUCACCUUCCUCAUGCCCUGCCACUCUACGCCUCUCUACAGUCACCUGCACCUGAACAUAACGACCCGGUACCUGAGCUGCGAGCCCCCGCUGAAUGCGUCGGGCACUACGUACGAGGCGGAGGCUUUCUUCAACAACCCGCAGCGGUGGUGGCGCCAGGAGACCACGCUGCGGCAGGCGCCCGACCUGCUCGUACUCUACGACCGCCUCAAGGGACGCAUCGAGUCCAUACUCGCCGGGUACAACUUGCUACACGAGAUCCCGCACACACAGUUCCCCGAAGGCGAGGUCAGCGAAAACUUAUUGAUAUACCAAAAAGCGAAAAUUCCACCCAAAGUAGCUGCCGAUGACGUCGUCUAACUCCCCACGGACAUCACCCCGUGUUCAUGUUAGUAGACCCAAUUCUAAACGACGUAGUUACACAACGUCUGUACAGUUAUGACUCUUAUUAUGAAAAUAAUAAGGAUCAUAACAGUGCGAGGCCGAUUAUAUGCAUAGACUGUUUUCAAUGAUCGUAAAGAAUCAUGUGAAGUUUUAAAGACGUAGUAUUGACGUGCCAAAAUCCAUGUAUCAGCUUUUUGAUAAUGUGGAAAUUGUGCCAUUGAGGCAUUUACGUGUUGCAACAAGGUUUCCUGGAUGUGUUGCAUCGAUGAAGGCAUUUGUCAUCGCCCAUGGUUUAAAAAAAAUCCGGGUACAGUGUAAAGAAGUUUUUACAGCUUCAUGAGCAAGUCUAUGCUUAUAAACAGUAGUUGGUAUAUAAAUAGAACCUCCCGUAACGAUGCUAUCGCAAAACAUUAAAUUCGAACUUUUGACGACUCACGAUUUUCAUUAUAAUUUUAUUGACUCGAAUUAUAAUUCGGAUAUAAGUAAUUAAUUGGAUUUUGGUAUUAAAUUAAAUUUUAAUUAUUAUUUUACUAUGGGAGUGUUACCCAUAAAAUGUGUUCGGAGUAGGAAAUUUACAAUUUAUAUUGUAUUUUAUACGUAAUUGUAAACUUAUACAAAUUAUAUAAUAGUAUAUUGUACAUGAAUAGUUUAUACUAUAACACUAAUUCCACAACCACAUUCAUUAACAAAUAAUUUAAUUAAACUAACACAUUUUCUAAAUAAAACACAUACAAAAGUUUGACGAUAUGACUACUUUAGCUUCACCUUCAGCUUAUAUGACUUAAACUACUUAAGAAUUUUAUAUUUUUCGAAUAAACGAAACAAAUAAAAAGCUUCAUAAUUUAUUCAUGGAGGAGAAAACAAAUAAAGUGACCUUAAUUUCUUCACAAAUCUUUAUUCAAAUUCAAUUGUGACACAUAAACUCCACAUUCCUUUGUCUAUAAUGUUGAUUAUGAUUAAAAAGGCUUACAUACUGAAUAUGGAUAUAUUGUAGUCAUAUCAAAAACAUUGUUUAAAUGAAUUAUGAAAUUUCGACACGAUAUUGUAUCCUAACCCCAAUCCCGAUCCGCAAAAGCCAAUGACACACUUGUAACUCCUCUGGGGUUCCGGGUGUUCAUGGGCGACGCUGAUUGGUUACCAUCAGGUGAUCCGUCUGCUCGUUUGCCGGCUUAUUCCAUAAAUGUGUUCCGAAGAACAUUAUCGUAAAUACAGUCUACCCAUUACCCACUAUAUCCAUGACUGAUAUUUGCAGAAUGCAAGUACAAAUAGUAAACAUUUUUUUAUGUAGUUUAUAUGCUUGCCAAAGUUAUUCAUAAUGUACUAACAUAUUUUGUGCUAUGCCCGACUAAAAAUAUGUAUAUUUUUAUAGUAAAAUUCUUUAUUUAUCCCUACUUGACCAAAAUUAUAUUUGAAUGGUACUUGUGGCCUUGUACAAUAUAGUUGUAACAGUAAUAAUGUAUGUGUUAUGUACUUGUUAUUGUUCGUAAAAUAACCAUUAUUGCGUAAACAGUCUUAUUCGUAAGCGUAAUGGCGAGUACCUUAUAUGUAAUACCCCUGUCACUUGCCUGAUAUUUUACCUCAUUAAUUUAAGUCCCUAAACAGUGUUCAUACAUGUUGUCGUUUUUUAGCUACCGCUUCGUAUAUUUUUAGUCGGGCCCAUAUUUAUUUUGUUAGACAGUUUUUGUUUUUCAUCUGACAUUUUUGAGGAAAUCAUUGCAUCCACCGAGAAAACAUCGUUUUAGAUUUAAGAUUUAUCUCCAGCAAGUAAAAUUGUGUCAAUUUGUUUUGUAUACAUGUGUAUGCGAAGUUUAUACGCAGUUUGUAAUAGAUGCAUAUCUCUUCCCAAAAUGUGCAAUAGAAAACUAAGUUCAGUUAUAUAAUUUCAUACUUACAAAUUAACGCAUAUUUUGCUAUGUAGCCUCCGCUUCAAGUGGGCCACUAUAAAACAUCUUUUAUUUUAUUAAUUUGACUUUAUAAAUUAAUAGUUAUUUAAUGUCUACGGAUUUUAAAUGCAAUACAUUAUUAUGAUUUAAUUUUUUAAGUAAAUUUAAUUUUAAUAUUACAAUUUUUUAAUUUUAUUAUGUAAUUUAGUGAUGCUCAAGAUGUAAAGACAGACAAGUAUUUUAAGAUCUCUUUGUCUUUAUUCAUAUUUUAACACUGUAGUUUCUGUCACUUUUGUGUUGUUUUAUUUCUACCAUUCAUAUUAGAUUUUUACUCUGAAAACUAUUGUAAAACCUAUUCGCAGACUAAUUAUCAUGUAUUUAGAUGUAGAGAAAAGUAGUGUCUUAAAGAUGAUAUUUCAAUGUAGGUAUGAAACAACAACUCGAGUACGGGAACAUAAUGCAUUUUAACAUAUACAUAAACAUUUUUAGUUUAAUGUGUUGUGCUGGAUAUUGAUGUCUUGUUCAAAGGCUUGCCGUGUAAACUGUCCAUAUUUAUGACUGCUUUGUGUGGAAACACAUAAUUUAUUAACAAAACUACUUUCUAAUAAAAUGGGCAGAACUGUGCCAAAUCGACAAUGAAUUUUGAUGUCCGCAUUUUCAUUUUGUGUCUCUAAGAAAGUUGAUAAUACUGGUAUGAAUGUUAAUCUACCCAUGAAGGCAUCAAUUUUGAUUCAUCUUUUCAAUUUUUUUACCCAAAAUGUAAACGUAAAUGUUAUCCUUUCUGGAUACUCAGAUUAAAACUAUUUUGACGUUGGUAUGACUUAAAAUUUUUACCUUAAUUAUGUUCCACGCAAAGCACUAUGUAUGAAUGUGUAAAGCAUUAUUUGAGCAAUAGUCUAAGACCUAGUUUCUAGGUGAAUAGGUUGUUUUUCGUAUUUAAGUUAAGAACAGAAUAUCUUCUAUACAGAUGUCAAGUGUGAGUUUUGAAUAAAGAUUUUAUUUUUAAAA